Molecule: messenger RNA, 1188 nt
Organism: Phacochoerus africanus (Common warthog)
Lineage: Eukaryota; Metazoa; Chordata; Mammalia; Artiodactyla; Suidae
Gene: CHCHD1
Product: coiled-coil-helix-coiled-coil-helix domain containing 1
Exons: 2
Coding region: 51-428 (125 amino acids)
Biological process (GO): mitochondrial translation
Cellular component (GO): nucleoplasm; mitochondrion; mitochondrial ribosome
Molecular function (GO): RNA binding
Source: RefSeq, a predicted model, not a curated record
ACGCAGGGUCACGCACGGCGCCGCAGAGCCUGCCGGGAGCUCGCUGUGCAAUGGCGACUCCUAGCCUGCGGGGUCGACUAGCACGGCUUGGAAACCCACGGAGGCCUAUACUAAAGCCCAACAAGCCCCUCAUCCUAGCCAAUCAUGUCGGGGAACGGCGCCGGGAGAAGGGCGAGGCGACCUGUAUCACGGAGAUGUCAGUAAUGAUGGCUUGCUGGAAGCAGAAUGAAUUCCGCGACGAAGCGUGCAGAAAAGAGAUUCAGGACUUCUUCGAUUGUGCUUCGAGGGCUGAGGUGACAGGAGGCUCCUGGGGUGCCCUCUUGGGAAGAGAAUGGGGUAUACAGUAUGGUUCUUACUGCCUCUUGCUUGGUGAUAAGAAAAUUCUUCUCCCUCAAAAAGGGCGAGAAAAGUUUUUGGGAUCUACUUGACUCAUGCCAAAGUGCGAAGGUUUACAAUUUUGAAGGCAUCGUGAUCUUGAGCGAUUUGUUUUACUGCUUUUAGCUUUAUCAGGUGCACAGUGAGGUUAAUAUUCAUAUCUGCCUUAAAGAAUUUUGUGAGUGUUAAGUGAAGAAAUGAAUGGGAAAACCACAUUGUAAAAUUUAAAUUGCUGCUCAAAUAGACAUUAUUCUCCCAAGUGAAUUAAAGAUAGGAAAGGACAGUUUAUUUGGUUUCCAGCUUAGAUUUAAUUGCCAGCUGGAUGAUGGCUUCAGAUCAUACAGUCAUUCAUGGUUCCCAAGUCCUUUUGAUGAAAGAGAACUGGGAAGAUGACGCAGCUCUCCAGGCUGGUUAAUUUCUCAGUGUGAUUUGGGGUGUUGUGAGAACUAUUAGCUUAGGUCAGGGCCAACUUUAGAGCUGUCAUUUUAAUUUUUGUUCUGUGUUUUCAGGCUGCCCGAAAGAUGAGAUCAAUCCAGGAGAACCUGGGAGAGUUGGGGAGUUUACCCCCCAAGAAAUUGAAUAAGUUGUUACAUAGGUUUCCUAACAAACCUCAUGUCAGCUGAAAAUGGAGAAGCAUUUUCAAUGACUGGACUGUAGCUUCUGAGAACUAUGCAGAGGCUUUUUAGAGAUAUUUGCAUUGUCACACGUUCUCUUUGAAGAGUGGAAGGACGUGAAACACUUUUUUUUAACCCUUUGGAAUCAUUAUGUGGAUGGAAAUUAUAUUUUAUGUUGAAAUAAAAUCCCCUGAAGAGA